Molecule: messenger RNA, 666 nt
Organism: Cavia porcellus (domestic guinea pig)
Lineage: Eukaryota; Metazoa; Chordata; Mammalia; Rodentia; Caviidae
Gene: Uxt
Product: ubiquitously expressed prefoldin like chaperone
Exons: 7
Coding region: 144-617 (157 amino acids)
Biological process (GO): negative regulation of transcription by RNA polymerase II
Molecular function (GO): transcription corepressor activity
Source: RefSeq, a predicted model, not a curated record
GUCUUCUUCCGUUUAGGACCGCCUCGCCUUAAAUGCCUAUUUGAUUGGUCAAUGUGUUUCCUCCUGUGUCAUUUAUCCGCGCCACCCGGAAGCCACGGUUCAUACCAAUAGUUCUCACUGCCGGCGGCCCAAAGGAGCUCAUCAUGGCGACACCCCCUAAACGGCGGGCGGUGGAAACCACCGGGGAGAAAGUGCUGCGCUAUGAGGCCUUCAUCAGUGACGUAUUGCAGCGGGAUUUGCAAAAGGUGCUGGACCAUCGAGACAAAAUAUAUGAGCAGCUGGCCAAAUACCUUCAACUGAAAAAUGUCAUUGAGCGACUCCAGGAAACUAAGCACUCGGAGUUAUAUAUGCAGGUGGAUUUGGGCUGUAACUUCUUCGUUGACACAGUGGUCUCUGAUACUUCACGCAUAUAUGUGGCCCUGGGAUACGGUUUCUUCCUGGAGUUGACACUGGCAGAAGCUCUCAAGUUCAUUGAUCGUAAGAGCUCUCUCCUCACAGAGCUCAGCAACAGCCUCACCAAGGACUCCAUGAAUAUCAAGGCCCAUAUCCACAUGUUGCUAGAGGGGCUUAGAGAACUACAAGGCCUGCAGAACUUUCCAGAGACAUCUCACCUUUGAUUUCUUCUUCUAGUCCUCGUGUGACAUUAAAGAACUUGAAUGCCUUUGA